GUCCGCGCCAUAAAUAUGGAAUCAAUGACAUCAAAUUCGUCGUUGAAGUGGCGCUCCAGGCCACAAACACCGCAGCUAUUCGACUCUUAACCAUCAUGAGUUCAUUUGGAAGAAUCAAACGUCGAACCCUUUACUGGGCAAGGAGGCUGGAAUGUCCAGUUGACGAAAACGCCAAUUACCGGAACACAUCAUGGCGCAAUCGAGAUUUGAUCCCUGUUUCGGAAGAUCGCAGGAGUUGGACCUGGCAAGGCUUCGCUGGAUACUGGGUUGUAUGCGGAAUCAACACCACAGCGUGGACGGCUAGCGCCUCUCUGCUAUCCCCCGGUCUAAGUGUGCCUCAAGCAAUAGCUGCGUUGGAGUUGCUAUAAUCACAGCCCUACUCGCUAUUCUCGCCGGCUGGCCAGGUUCUCACACAUACCAAGGCUUUACGGUCUUGUGUCGGGCAUGCGCGGUGGUUUCUGGCCGGUACUCAACCGUAUUGUGACGGGGUGUAUCUGGAUGGGGAUAAAGCUUAUUGGGGGGGGCAAGGUCUCCGUGAAGAUCAUCCUCCGAUCCCCCACCGGAGCGUGUUUUGUUAACCUCCGGAACACGCUGCCGGCAUCUUCCAACACUGAUACCGCAAGUAUCAUAUCCUUCGUCUUCAUCAUAAUUUCCCUCCCCCUUCCCAUGAUCCCGCCCGAGAAGCUUCAGCUGCCCUUCCGCAUCACCUUCGUUAUGAUCACGGCAACUAUGUUCGGCAUGCUCGGCUGGGCGGUCCACGCAGCCGGCGGUCCUGGCGCCCUUAUGCACAGUCCAACAACCACAUCCGGUUCGGCAUUUAGCUGGGGCGCUGUUUUUGGCCUCCAGUCCCUCGUUGGCUCGCAGGCGGCUGCGUGUCUGGGCCAGCCCGACUGGACGCGGUACCAUUCAUACGCGCGGACACCUAACGCGGCCUUAUUCGGGCAAUUAUUCACCGCUCCCCUCUUCGUUAUUGUCACCUCCGUCUGCGGGAUUUUGAUCACCAGCGCCGCGGCGACUAUGUACGGGGAGUACAUAUGGAAUCCGUUCGAGCUUCUCCUCCGAGUCCAGGAGCACUCCCUUUCCCCGGCUGCUCGAGCCGGUACUUUCUUCGCCGGCUUGGGAUUCCUGACGGAUCAGCUGGCGCUGUGUCCUAAGUGAAUUAACAUCCGUCGGGGUUGCUAUAUACUGACUGUCGGUGCUAUUGCUAUCUGCCCUUCGAACUACGUUAAAACCCUGGCACGUUUAUCACGGUCCUGAGCGGCUGGAGCGUGUUUUUGAGCCCCAUGACGGCGAUUAUCGUUAGUGACUACUUCCUGUUGCGGAGGGGCGAGUAUCAUAUUGGGGAUCUGUAUCUGGGUGAUGCGAGAAGUGCGUAUUGGUACACGGCAGGAUUCAGUUUUAGGGGGCUCGUAACGUGGAUUCUGGGAAUG
Pseudomassariella vexata is the source of this 1430-nucleotide messenger RNA. RefSeq names its product permease for cytosine/purines, uracil, thiamine, allantoin-domain-containing protein. Bases 445 to 1158 code for a protein of 237 amino acids. Gene Ontology annotation, molecular function: nucleobase transmembrane transporter activity. The transcript is spliced from 4 exons. NCBI's taxonomy places the organism in Eukaryota, Fungi, Ascomycota, Sordariomycetes, Amphisphaeriales, Pseudomassariaceae. Gene Ontology annotation, biological process: transmembrane transport; nucleobase transport. The record is from RefSeq and is a predicted model, not a curated record. Gene Ontology annotation, cellular component: plasma membrane.